UCCUGAUGGGUGACAAGCUAGCGGUUGAAGUUCUCAUCAUUUGUUACUAAAUUAAUCAUUAAAACGUAAAUAUACUGCGUGAUUGAUGGGCGGCGGCUAGCAAUCUGUGGUUUUGGCAACUGGGCUGAAGAUAGUUCAAACAAAAAACAAAAAAAAAUGAGCUGAAGAUUAACUGAGCCCCCCCUCCCCCCCCUUUUUUUAUCCAAUCAGAUUGUUCUUGUUCUUAGGCAAGCUUGCAAGCAACGAUUACAUCUAUGGAUGAUCAUGGUCUUCGUCAUGGACGGGAUCAGGGAGAAUCAUCAUCAUCAAUUGAAAUCCAAAAUCAAUGGAGAGAGAUUCAAGAUUUACUUAAAGAGAGGUUGAUAACACAGGAUGAUUUCCCUUGGAAACUGCCCAUACCCAGCAGUAGCGGCAAUGUUGUUGUUGAAGAAGAAGAAGGAACGUUAUUGAAAUAUGUGGGUGGGGUUGAUGUAAGCUAUUCUAAGGAAUUAGACUCAGCAGCAGCAGCAGCAUCAACGGCAGCAUGCGGAUGUGGAAGCCUUGUUGUUUUGGAUGUCACCACUCCCACACUGCAAGUCGUCUACCAAGAUUUCUUUCUCCUCACCAAUUUCGAUGUCCCUUAUAUUCCUUCCUUCCUUGCUUUCCGAGAGGCUCCAAUACUCUUACAACUCUUACAGAAGAUGAAAAACACUGACAAUCCAUUCUACCCCCAGUUACUGCUUGUUGAUGGCAAUGGUUUGCUUCAUCCUCGAGGUUUCGGCUUGGCUUGCCAUCUUGGUGUCCUGGCUAAUAUCCCCACCAUUGGCAUAGGAAAGAAUCUGCAUCAUAUUGAUGGUCUCACUCAAUCUGGAGUGAGACAGCUUCUUCAGGCCAAAGAUAACAGUGGUGAAGAUUUUAUUACUUUGACGGGAUCCUCUGGCUGUGUAUGGGGAGCGGCAAUGAGAUCAACCAAGGGCUCAUGUAAACCCAUAUAUAUUUCUGUUGGUCACCGUGUCUCUCUCAAUACUGCCAUCAAAAUUGUGAAAAUGAUUUGCAAGUAUCGUGUGCCAGAGCCUAUCCGGCAGGCUGAUAUAAGAUCAAGAGACUACCUCCAAAAGAAUAGUUGUGGGAAUGGUCGAACAUUGCAGUAGCUUGAAUUUGGUGAGGACUUGUGUUUUUUUUUUCCUUCACUAUUUAUUGUCAUCACUCUUCUACUGAGAGGUGAUCAAAUAACCAGAAUUGAGUUUGAAUAGAUGGCAAGUAUGAGGGUAAAUGGGCAUAGGCAAUCAAAGUGGAUAUUCCAGAGCAGGGGUGAGAGCGACAAGACUUAUUUGAGGACACUCUAUGUACAUGCUGCUGCUCUAAUUCUUGAGAUGCUAAUAAGCUCCUAAUUCUUGGACAAAUUUCAGUUUGAGAAGCCAGAGAUAAUUUGGAAAUAUGUUUUCCGCGCACUUUUUUUUCAGCACUUGUAUGUGACACACUGACACUUCUAUUUGUCUCAAUGGCACCUCUGGCUCAGUGUUGCCCACCAGGAUACCGAUGUUCUUGCUUCUUCCAGCUAUUGGGUAUACCAUAAAGGGAUAUAAAGAGAUAGAAUACUCCACUGAGUGAAAAUCUCGUUGCAUCAGUUCCUAAACUCGGACUUUUUAGAUUGAAGGUUGGGGCAGCAUUUUGUAUUUAAUAAACAAAACCCGAAGGAACUGCAAGUUAACAAAAUCUUUGGAUAAGAUUGAUGUGGCUGAUUAUUUCAACAUUACCUCAUUGGCUUGUAGUUUACUAAUAAAUCCCAGGGCCAUGGUAUUUUGAGUUCAUUAAUGUGAUAAGAAUUGUUUAUUUGGGGAAAAUGCACGGAGGAAUUGACAGUUUUUGGA
Molecule: messenger RNA, 1850 nt
Organism: Populus trichocarpa (black cottonwood)
Lineage: Eukaryota; Viridiplantae; Streptophyta; Magnoliopsida; Malpighiales; Salicaceae
Exons: 8
Coding region: 255-1130 (291 amino acids)
Biological process (GO): DNA repair
Cellular component (GO): cytoplasm; nucleolus
Molecular function (GO): single-stranded RNA binding; RNA endonuclease activity producing 5'-phosphomonoesters, hydrolytic mechanism
Source: RefSeq, a predicted model, not a curated record